AUGUCGUUGCCGAGCUAUGAUCCAAACGACAAUGAAGCUGGUAUUAAGCUUUUGGAGGAACUGACAACAAAUGCAGACUUAGUACAACAACAGGUCUUGGAAGAGAUACUCACCACAAACUCAGACACAGAGUAUCUCAGUAGCUUUCUCAAUGGCCACUCUGAUAAGCAACUCUUCAAGACCAAACUCCCCAUUGUUGAUUACCAAGAUAUCCAGCCUUAUAUCGAACGAAUCGCUCACGGUGACAAAUCACACAUCAUUUCAGCCAAACCAAUAACCGAGCUCCUCACCAGCUCGGGAACUUCAGGAGGGAAGCCGAAGAUGAUGCCUUCCACUGCAGAGGAGUUGGACAGAAAGACAUUCUUCUACAAUCUACUUGUGCCGGUCCUGAACAAGUACGUGGAGGGGUUGGAGCAUGGGAAAGGAAUGUACUUGCUGUUUGUAAAACCGGAGAUUCGGACGAGUUCGGGGCUAAUGGCGAGACCGGUUCUAACAAGCUACUACAAGAGCAGCAACUUCCGAAAGCGGCCUUUCAACCGCUACAACGUCUUCACCAGCCCUGAUGAGACCAUACUCUGCCCCGACACCAAGCAGAGCAUGUACUGCCAGUUGCUCUGCGGUUUAGUGCAGCGCCACGAGGUUUUGAGAGUCGGCGCGGUUUUCGCCUCUGCUUUGCUGCGCGCUAUUAAGUUCUUAGAGGAUUUCUGGAGAGACUUGUGUUCGGACAUCAGAUCAGGCCGUCUCAGCGACUGGAUCGCCGAUGGCGGUUGCAGGGAAGCACUAUCUUGUGUUCUGAAGAAACCGAAUCCAGAGCUGGCGGAUGCGAUUGAAAGAGAGUGCGGCGGCGGGGGGUCGUGGGAGGGGAUAAUUCGGAGAAUGUGGCCGAGGACCAAGUUGGUAGAGGUCAUCGUGACGGGGUCCAUGGCUCAGUACAUCUCAACUCUUGAAUUCUAUAGCGGAGGCCUGCCUUUGGUGUCCACAAUGUAUGCCUCUUCGGAAUGCUACUUUGGCAUCAAUUUUAAGCCUCUGAGCAAGCCUUGUGACGUCUCCUACACUCUCAUUCCCAACAUGGCCUACUUUGAGUUCUUACCACUUCUCAAUGACCGCGACCGCGACUACUGCAACGGCCAGGUUGUGAAAUCCCAAGCAGUCGAUCUCGUCGAUGUGAAGCUCGGUCGCUAUUACGAACUUGUGGUCACAACUUUCACCGGGUUGUACAGAUUCAGAGUGGGAGACAUUCUAAUGGUGACGGGAUUCCACAACAAGGCACCUCAGUUCCGAUUCGUGCAGCGGAGAAACGUGGUGCUGAGCAUCGACACCGACAAGACCAACGAAGAAGACCUCUUAAACGCCAUGAACCGAGCCAAGCUGUUGCUUCACCCGCUGGGGCUGCUUCUGACCGACUACACCAGCUACGCCGACACCUCCUCAAUCCCGGGCCAUUACGUGCUGUUUUGGGAGCUAACUCAUGACUCCUCCAAACCAAACCUCCUAGUACGUGAUUCACUCGACAGUUGUUUGAUGGAGGAAUGUUGUUGGAGUGUGGAAGAGUCGUUGGACUCGGUGUACAGAAGGUGCAGGAGAAAGGACAAGUCCAUCGGCCCCUUGGAGAUCAGAGUUGUCCGCUGCGGUACCUUCGACGCGCUUAUGGACUUGUGCGUGUCUCGGGGAUCUUCACUCAACCAAUACAAGACUCCGCGCUGUAUUAAAUCAGACGAAGCCCUUCACAUUUUGGAUUCAAGAGUUGUCGCCAGAUUUUUCAGUCCAACAACUCCCUCCUGGGAGCCCACCCCUUUGGAUUAA
Molecule: messenger RNA, 1803 nt
Organism: Morus notabilis
Lineage: Eukaryota; Viridiplantae; Streptophyta; Magnoliopsida; Rosales; Moraceae
Product: indole-3-acetic acid-amido synthetase GH3.17
Exons: 4
Coding region: 1-1803 (600 amino acids)
Cellular component (GO): cytoplasm
Molecular function (GO): acid-amino acid ligase activity
Source: RefSeq, a predicted model, not a curated record